Messenger RNA from Chroicocephalus ridibundus (black-headed gull), 1719 nucleotides. It is a transcript of the gene GPR19, whose product is annotated as G protein-coupled receptor 19. Gene Ontology annotation, molecular function: G protein-coupled receptor activity. The record is from RefSeq and is a predicted model, not a curated record. Gene Ontology annotation, cellular component: plasma membrane. The transcript is spliced from 2 exons. The coding region runs from base 346 to 1590 and encodes 414 amino acids. NCBI's taxonomy places the organism in Eukaryota, Metazoa, Chordata, Aves, Charadriiformes, Laridae. Gene Ontology annotation, biological process: G protein-coupled receptor signaling pathway.
GUGGGGCAGGAAAGGAGGGCCCGGGGCGGCCGGUUCCUGGGGAGGGACAGCCACAUGAUCCGCAUCCCACAUGACACAGAGAGAGACUGGUGGCAGCAGCCGGCCCUGCGAAACGUCAUUUUUUCCCUCCGUCAAGGAAGAGGGGUGGAAUACCCCAUGCCUCCCCCUUAACCAGAUUUACAAAUAUCCGGGCAGAGGCAGCUGCAGAUGUGACUACACUCCGUGGUUUCCAGUAUGAUUGGCACCUUCCCAGGGGUGCCUUCACUUGGGAUUACAAACAGAGAAAGGACAAGACCGGUGCUUCUGGGAUUAUGCUUUGGAGCAGCCUGAGCAGAAGAGUUGGCCAUGUUUCCCCACAGCAUGGAUAACAGCAGCGGUCCUUCUGUUCUCCCUACCUUAUUGCUCCCGCAGCAGAACAAGAGCUACCCCAAAACCUCCAUCCCUCCUGCUGGCUGCGAGAUGGCGGAGUCACCCAUAGGACCCAGCGCAAGCAGGAACCACACGGUCUUGCAGUAUGAGCUGAGGCCAGGGGAAAUUGCAGCAGCCAGCAUGGUUUUGGGAGUGUUGUGGCUGGUUUCUGUCUUUGGAAACUCCCUCGUUUGCUUAGUGAUCCACAGGAGCAGGAGGACACAAUCCACCACCAACUAUUUUGUUGUCUCCAUGGCUUGUGCAGACCUUCUCAUCAGUGUUGCAAGCGUGCCCUUCGUGCUGCUCCAGUUUAUCUGGGGCAGGUGGGCGCUGGGGAACGUGAUGUGCAAGCUGGUAAGGUACGUACAGUACCUCACCCCCGGAGUCCAGAUCUACGUGCUCCUCUCGAUAUGCGUGGAUCGAUUCUACACUAUCGUCUACCCCUUGAGCUUCAAAGUGUCCAGGGAGAAAGCCAAGAAAAUGAUUCUGGCCUCUUGGCUGUUUGACGCUGUCUUUGCAUCACCGGCUUUCUUCUUCUAUGGCUCCAACAGUGACGACCACUGCAACUUUUUUCUCCCCAGUUCUUGGGAAGGAGCCGUCUACAGUAUCAUCCACCUCUUGGUGGUGUUUUUGAUCCCCUCCAUGCUCAUUAUCCUCUUCUAUCAGAAAGUCAUCAAGUACAUUUGGAGAAUAGGCACCGAUGGCAUGACUGUCAGGAGGACAAUGAACAUCGUCCCAAGAACAAAGGUGAAAACCAUCAAGAUGUUCUUAAUGUUAAACUCCGUGUUUCUCCUGUCCUGGCUCCCUUUUUACGUGGUACAACUGUGGCACCCGCAGGAAACAGACUACAGAAAGAGCUCCUUGGUUUUCCUGGCCAUCACCUGGAUCUCUUUCAGUUCUUCAGCCUCUAAGCCAACCCUCUACUCUGUGUACAAUGCAAACUUCAGAAGAGGGAUGAAAGAAACGUGUUGCAUGUCCGCCAUGAAAUGCUACAGAAGCAACGCAUACACCAUCACCACCAGUUCCAGGAUAGCCAAAAAAAAUCACGUUGGGAUUGCAGAAAUCCCAGCUCCGGCCAAAACUGUCACCAAAGACUCCAUCUAUGAUGCUUUUAACAGAGAAGCAAAGGAAAAAAAGCUUGCCUGGCCUAUUCAGUCUAAUCCCCCAAAUACAUUUGUCUAGUUGGCUUCAUUGCUUUGAAAAAUUACGAUGUACCCCCUGAACAAGGAGCUUUCUCUGGGUUUUGAACCAAUGUACAUAUACAUGUUUUUAACACAACUUUUAGGGAAGAAAAGAAGAUGUUUUAUUUUA